This is a messenger RNA of Vicia faba (fava bean), 1272 nucleotides long. NCBI's taxonomy places the organism in Eukaryota, Viridiplantae, Streptophyta, Magnoliopsida, Fabales, Fabaceae. The record is from the annotation of a GenBank genome assembly.
AUGGCCUCCAUGCCGUCGGGGCCAAACCACCAUCAACCACUGCAACGACCACCACCUCCCUUACCGUUACCGUUACAACAGCCGCAAACUGUGAAUGAACCACCGAAGGCGACGGCAGUUAGUGUAGUCUCCGGUAUGGAGACUGAUAAGGAAAUGGCAGCUACUGUCGUUGACAGUAAUGAUGCAGUCACUGGUCACAUAAUUUCAACUACUAUUGGAGGCAAAAAUGGUGAACCUAAACGGACAAUCAGUUACAUGGCCGAACGUGUUGUUGGCACGGGUUCAUUUGGAAUAGUUUUCCAGGCAAAGUGCUUGGAGACUGCAGAGGCAGUGGCUAUAAAGAAAGUUUUGCAGGACAAGCGGUACAAAAAUCGUGAGCUGCAGUUAAUGCGCGUGAUGGAUCACCCAAAUGUAAUUUCUUUGAAGCACUGUUUCUUCUCUACAACAAGCAGAGACGAACUGUUUCUGAACUUGGUGAUGGAAUAUGUGCCUGAGACGAUGUACCGAGUUCUAAAUCACUACAAUAAUAUCAACCAGAGAAUGCCCCUAAUCUAUGUGAAAUUAUAUACAUAUCAGAUCUUUAGAGGACUGGCAUAUAUUCAUACUGUACCGAGGGUUUGCCAUAGGGAUGUGAAACCCCAAAAUCUAUUAGUUGAUCCUCUCACUCACCAAGUUAAGCUUUGCGAUUUUGGAAGUGCGAAAGUUCUGGUUAAGGGUGAAGCAAACAUUUCAUACAUAUGUUCACGAUACUAUCGGGCCCCAGAACUAAUAUUUGGUGCUACAGAAUACACAACUUCUAUUGAUAUCUGGUCAGCUGGUUGUGUCCUUGCAGAACUUCUUCUAGGCCAGCCAUUGUUCCCAGGAACAAAUCAGGUGGAUCAACUUGUGGAAAUUAUUAAGGUUCUUGGUACUCCAACUCGAGAAGAAAUUCGUUGUAUGAACCCUGAUUAUACUGAUUUUAGAUUUCCUCAGAUUAAAGCCCAUCCUUGGCAUAAGGUUUUUCACAAGCGAAUGCCUCCUGAAGCAAUUGACCUUGCAUCAAGGCUUCUUCAAUACUCACCAAGUCUUCGUUGCAGUGCGCUGGAAGCAUGUGCACAUCCUUUCUUUGAUGAGCUUCGAGAGCCCAACGCCCGGCUUCCUAAUGGUCGUCCUCUGCCUCCACUCUUCAACUUUAAACAGGAAUUUUCUGGAGCAUCUCCUGAACUGAUCAAUAAACUCAUCCCAGAACAUAUCAGGCGGCAAACUGGACUCGGCUUCCCAUAUUCCGGCUAG